This is a messenger RNA of Fusarium verticillioides 7600, 1858 nucleotides long. Its product is annotated as myb-like DNA-binding protein FlbD. The record is from RefSeq and is a predicted model, not a curated record. Bases 601 to 1446 code for a protein of 281 amino acids. The transcript has a single exon. Lineage: Eukaryota; Fungi; Ascomycota; Sordariomycetes; Hypocreales; Nectriaceae. Gene Ontology annotation, molecular function: DNA-binding transcription factor activity, RNA polymerase II-specific; RNA polymerase II cis-regulatory region sequence-specific DNA binding. Gene Ontology annotation, cellular component: nucleus. Gene Ontology annotation, biological process: positive regulation of transcription by RNA polymerase II; mitotic cell cycle.
AAGAGCGCCACAGCCCCCAAGUCGGACUCGACAGCGGACAUCCUGGUGGCAGAUCAACAAAGUUACCUUGCUUUAGUUUGUUGACCCAGAACUCACUCGGCCACUCCAGCACGUCCAGUCCUUGUCCUGUCUUGUACAUCCUGUCCUGUCCUGUUCUCCUGGGCCUGUUCGGUUCUUUUAUCCUUCACCCCCCUCCCCCCAAGGGCCUUGUCCUUGCUCGAUGGUGUCACGAUUUUACUUUACUUUUACUUUGCCUUGCCUUGCCUUACACCUCUUCCCCAUACAUUAACUCCCAUACAUAGGCUUCAUGCCUUCCUUCCGCCCCAUCCUUUUCUCACGGAUAUUUUAUCACCUUCCUCCCUCCUUCUAAAUCAACUUCCAUCUCUUCCCCAGAGCCUCAUCUCUCUCCAUCUCAUCACCAUCUAUCUUCCUACAAACUAAUCCCAACACCUUGACAACAACUAAUACAUCACACCAAGUUUCAAUCAUCUCGUUUGAAACAUCGUCCCCAAGAGGCACCUUCAUACACAAACACACACACUUAUAUAUACACACAUAUACACACACACACUCGUCACCAAUCAGUAGCCGUCACCCAAUAUGAACAACGCCGCUCCCAACCAGCAGCGGAGAGGCCCCUGGUCACAAUAUGAGGAUGUGUAUCUUAUGGAACUUGUUCGCACACAUGGAGCUCUGAACUGGGUUCGCAUUGCGUCAACCCUGGGAACCAGAACACCAAAGCAGUGCCGCGAGCGCUAUCAUCAAAACCUAAAACCAACACUCAACCACGAACCCAUCACGCCCGAGGAAGGUGCACUAAUCGAACGACUUGUCGCGGACCUCGGGAAACGCUGGGCCGAAAUUGCACGCCGUCUCAAUGGCAGGAGUGAUAAUGCUGUCAAGAACUGGUGGAAUGGUAGCCAAAAUAGACGCAAGCGCACUGAUCGACGACGUGCUGCACAGGAUCAUCUCGAUACCUACCAAUACCCGAACCGCCCCGGACUAUCCAUCUCUACACCAGCCAUGCCCAUGCCCGGAGCACAACUCUCACCCCUAACUGGCACUGCUAUGCGUCACCCCAUGAGUUCAUGGAUUGAGGCUCCCCUUCCCUCGCCAUGCUCUUCCGACUCUGCUGAAUCCGAAAUGGGAUCCAACUAUACCACAUCACCUUCCCAUCAGACCAUGCAACUCGCUGUGCCCGUCGAACUGCCACCGCUGCGUCACUCAGGCUUGCCAACAGCUGGUGACAGGCUUCCCAGCUUUGACAGAUUGGCUCCUCCUCCCCAUCAUUAUGCGGACAGGCCUGAGUAUCAACCCAGGUUGCCUCCUUUUGCUCCUCAAGCGCAACUCCCCACCGCGCCCAACUCGCCUGUACAGCAGCAGCAGCAAUCGCAAAACCGAAAGACACAAGAUUCCAGGAUGCAUCUCUCGGCCCUCAUGGAUUAAGAUAAUGCCGCAGUUAUACGGUCGAAGAUGGGCCUUGGCCACGCAUGCAAUGCGAUGGUAUGCGCAGUAACGUGUAGAUAUUGAUCUGGCGUGCCGUUAUCGCGAACGUUAUAGGUCGUGACGGAGUCUUACAGGGUCCUGGGGAAUUGGAUUUGGCAAAAGAUACCAGGCGUUCAUGGAAAUGUUUUGGAAUUGAAAGCGAAUGAUGUUCUUACGAAAUGCUAAUAAACCCGAGACAAGACCUCGAAGGAGGGUUUAGUCAAACAAAAUAUACUUUGGAUUAUCCAACUCUUCUGGAUGUCUAUUCUGAUAUGCCCGUGUUGUAAUUGUGUUUUGUAGAUGAACUCAAGGCCAAUGUCUUGCCAUGAUCUGAAGGCUGUAACUUCUGAGGGCCUUGAAUUUGAGUCGGCUG